UCUCCGGAGUGCCGUCUACCUUUUCUUAUGGUGGGGACCUUUACAUAAGCAGUUUUGAAGAUUUUGAAUUAAAACGUGAUUAAAACUAGUACAGGAUCUGUGUUCGGGGUUGAGUGUUCGCCUUGACAUAUUUAUUAUUCGGAUAAAAUUUCCCACAACACAAUAAAAAAAAUGGGAGGAUUUACUCAGCGUCCAUGGACUCCAACCAAACGACGUGGCCCAAUAGCCGCAGAAUAUAAUAGUCCAGGCCCAGCGUGUGUGUCUCUUCCUUCAUACAUAGGUAAAAGAACAUCGGAGUCAAAAAGUGGGCGAGCACCGGCUUUUAGUUUUGGUGCUAGACAUAAUGGCAAAAUUGACAGCAUCGGACCUGGUCCAGGUCAAUAUAACGUAACUGGUCUUAGUGCAAAAGGAAAAGACACACCUCCUGCCGUUAGUUUGCACGGUCGUCCUAAAGAUGCCAAACCUGAAAAUUUUCCCGCCCCAGGGGACUAUGAUCCUGACAAAGCUGAAAAAGUCAUUCACGACAAUGCACCUCGAUAUACUUUUGGUUUAAAAACAAAUGUCGAAAAACCGUUGGACACACCAGCACCUAACGCCUAUAAACCACUUCAGAGGUCGAAAGCUCAUCGCUAUUCCUUUGGGAAAAGAACACCUUUGUAUAGGUUAUCAGAUACUCCGGCACCCAAUGUUUACAAUGUACCAGAAUCAGAAAAAAAAUUGCAUGAACAUUCCCCAAAAUAUAGUUUCGGUCUUAAAACUCCAAUUGAAAAACCAUCGGACACACCGGCGCCCAAUGUUUACAACGUACCAACGGCCGACAAGGUUUUACAUGAAAAUUCUCCCAAAUACACUUUUGGAUGCAAAGUUCAAUUGGAAAAGCCUUCGGAAACACCCGCUCCCAAUGUAUACAAUGUCCCAAAUGCCGAUAAAGUGUUGCACGAAAAUUCCCCUAGAUACAGUUUUGGUAGCAAAGUUCAAUUGGAAAAGCCAUCGGAUACCCCUGCUCCAAAUGUUUACAACGUGCCGACUUCCGAAAAGAUCCUACACGAUAAUUCACCUAAAUACAGUUUUGGAAAUAAGGUUCAAGCGGAAAAACCUUUGGAAACUCCUGCACCCAAUGUAUACAACAUUCCGCCAGUUGUUGGUGACAAGAAAUCAGCACCGGCUUACACUAUUUCUGGAAGAAACAAGGAACUAGUUGAUGAACGCGUAAAAAAUCCAGGUCCGGGCCAAUAUAAUAACGUCAACCCAGAAAGCUACAAAACUCAUUCGCCAGCAUACACCAUAAGUGGAAGAACAAAUAUUCCAGUUGAUUCUUCAACUCCAGGACCCGGAGUAUAUUCCCCGGAAAAGGUGGAUCUUGAUUAUCAGCCCGCACACAGUUUUGGCAUCAGGCACUCCCAAUACGCUGAACAUUAUUAAAAAGCAAUUAUCAAAAAUGUUUUGAUACAUUUCAUUUUAUUUGUUCAACACGUGUUAGUUUUGACUAAACCAAAUGUUUAACAUUUUUAUGGCAAGCGAAUCUUUGCUUUAGAUAUCAAAUACAACUCUCUAGGUGCAUAGCAUAGUUCCUAAUUAAUUAUUGAGAUUUGCCAAAUUUUUAUCUCUUUCAUUUUUUGCUUAUAAUUUAACUACAAAAUAAUUAUUGCUUUUGGAACAAAAAGUUUUAUUCAUGUUGGCAACAAUAACCCACCGUUAUGAGCUGUUUAUUUAGAUGAUGCGACUAAUUUUUUGUUUUUACGUUGUUGGCACACAGUGUUGCCAUUUUUUAUUUCAUGCUCUCUACCGCAUAAUCUAAAUAAAACAAAAAACAACGUUUAAAUACAUUUAUAUUAUAAGUAAUAACCAAUUAUGUAUUUAUCUCUUUUAAAUAAAAUUUUAUAUAUUUA
Molecule: messenger RNA, 1889 nt
Organism: Tribolium madens (black flour beetle)
Lineage: Eukaryota; Metazoa; Arthropoda; Insecta; Coleoptera; Tenebrionidae
Product: outer dense fiber protein 3
Exons: 11
Coding region: 172-1422 (416 amino acids)
Cellular component (GO): cytoskeleton
Source: RefSeq, a predicted model, not a curated record